This is a messenger RNA of Ostrea edulis (European flat oyster), 2049 nucleotides long. Its product is annotated as phytanoyl-CoA dioxygenase domain-containing protein 1-like. The record is from RefSeq and is a predicted model, not a curated record. The transcript is spliced from 10 exons. Bases 149 to 1255 code for a protein of 368 amino acids. Lineage: Eukaryota; Metazoa; Mollusca; Bivalvia; Ostreida; Ostreidae.
AGACAGUGAGCUGCUUUGAAAACCCGUCUUGAUCUCCGGAUAUAUUUGAUCCUAUCCGUUUUCUUAUUUUACUCUGCGUUAGUGUACUUCCGGAGUAUAGAAAGGCGUUCUUUGAGACUGGGAGACUCGCAGUAACUAACUUGUCACCAUGGAGACGUAUCCAGGCUCCACCGAUGAAGCUCACCCGGAACUUUUCAACAUGGAUGCCAUGCCAGACCAGCCAAAAGUGAACAAACCUGGACAAUUAUCUCAAGAAAAAAUUCAGCAAUUUUUUAGGGAAGGUUACGUAGUUGUCGAGGAAUUUUUCCGGCCGGAGGAGCUCAAUGCAUGCCGGGAUGCUAUCAAAUUGCUGGUGGAUGACCUAGUUAACAAGCUGCACAGCGCGGGAAAAAUCACCAAGCUGUAUAAAGAAUAUGGACUUUUUGAAAGACUCGCGGAGAUUGAAAAAGAAUGCCCAGGUGCAAACAUAAUGCUACAUAAAAUAGGAUCCAUGCCACAGGCAUUUCGAGAUAUUUGGGCAAGUGACAGACUUUUGAAUGUGGUAGAACAACUAAUCGGUCCGGACAUAAUGGGUCACCCUGUAUGGAACCUAAGGACAAAAACACCACAGAACGAGGCUACAACCGUUCCAUGGCAUCAAGAUGUUGGGUACUUAGACAAUACUUCUUACAAAGUAAUACAACCAACUGCUUGGAUUCCGUUGCUGGAUGCCAACGAACUCAACGGAUGUUUACAGUUAGCGGUCAAAGGUCAUAAGACCGGAAAAGUAGGAACUCAUCAAUGUUGUUAUGGCGGUACGUGGUAUGUCAUGCUGGAGGAAGAAGAAAUGAAAAAAAAAUUAGAUAUCGACAUCGAGAAUGACUUUAAGGUUUGCCCCAUAAGUUAUGGCGGGAUGCUAUUAUUCAACAAUCUUGUUCCUCAUAGAAGUUUACCGAAUUUGUCAAAGUCGAUUCGAUGGAGUUUAGACCUGCGAUGGCAGAGACCCAGCGAACCAGUGGGUUUCUAUGGUCUGAAGGAGGGACUUCUGAUGCGAUCAUCCAAGGAUCCAGACAUGAAGAUUGACUGGACGUCGUUUGACGCCAUUAAUCGACAUGAUAAACAGACAGCUGCCAUGACGGGCAAGGAAGAAAUAGACGAAUUCGACACCACCAUUCAAGGGCCUUGGAUGAAGAAAUGGGAAAUAGUGCACGUGAACCGCCAUGUUGAAAAACACAGAGAAAUGGAAAACAAUCCAGAAACUUGGACGAAGGCUUAAUAGUGUGCACACGAGACAGGGAUUUUUGUUUUUGUAACUGUAUUGGUAAAAUGCUUUCAUUGAAAUAUCAUAAAUGUUGUGCAUCUUCAAUUCAAAAUCAUUAUUCAUACAUAAUCUCGUUUGCACAGAAUCCAAAGGUUACACACAGUUUGGUAAUUAGACAACCUGGUACCGAAUUUAUGAUGCCUACGCAAAUUUUCAAAAACUAGAUAAAGACAUUUCUGUAUUUCAUCAAUUAGCAACUUCACACAAUCGAUAAAUUCAAUAUUAAGUCCACUGUUAAUUAUAUAUAAUUGGGGAGAUAACUGUUGAGAGCUCCAAUGGAACGAAACUUGAACCGUGUCAUUCAUCGGGCUCACGGCGGAUGUGACCGUUCGACAGGGGAUGCUCACUCCUAGGUACAUGAUCCCACCUCUGGUAUAUCCAGGGGUCCGUGUCUUAAUUUUGUUUCCUUAUAGGAGUUAUGAUAUUGAUCACUGUUCAUUGUCUUCACCUUUCAUCUAUAAAUUUCUACAAAUGGAAGGGCCAGUUCUAUAUCUACCUCCAGAUAUUUCACAACGGGGGCAUGACAAUUGUAGUGUGAAAUGAUAUUUAUAAAAAGAGAAUGCAUAUUUUAAUAGCAUAUGUAUAGAAAUAAGCUGUAUUACAUGUAGUUAAGCGUUUCUUCUUCAAUGUGUUAUUUCACACAGAUCAUCGUUUCACUGCUGCUUGUAAAUCUACAUGUACGUUAAGUACUGUUGUGUAAAUUUCGGAUGCUUCUUGGUCAUUAAUCGGAUUAAAUAUUUUUAUUACCA